UUGGCAGUGUGACCGAGUUAUUUCCGGAGUUGUCAGUGUGAGGAAUUUGUUAGAGACGAGAUUAUGUCUUUUCCUCUAGUUAGACGCUGUGCCUGUGUUUUUUUCAUUAGUCUGCUUGGUUUAAAUGUGCUGUUUGGAGAAAAAGUUAAAUUUAAACCUUCACCUCCGCAGACAGCUGUCCGCCUCUUUACCGACACCGAAUUGGCCAAAUACAAUGGAGAGGAGAAAGAUCAACCCAUCUAUAUGGCAAUUAAGGGAGUCGUGUUUGAUGUGACUUCAGGAAAAGACUUUUAUGAAAAAGGUGGCCCAUACAAUGCACUGGUGGGGAAAGACUCUACUCGUGCUGUGGCAAAAAUGUCCUUGGAACCUGAAGACCUGACACACGACACGACUGGACUCACUGAAGAGGAACUGAAUUCUCUUGAUGAUGUAUUCAAUGACUUGUACAAGACCAAGUAUCCUAUUGUUGGCUACACAGCACGUCGAAUUCUUAAUGAAGAUGGCAGCCCCAACAAAGAUUUUAAGCCUGAAGAUCAGCCCCACUUUAGCAUUAAAGAUGAGUUUUGAUCCCUGUUUUGUAUUGAAAUAUUUUUCAUGAUUUUUGUAUUAGUAAUUUUGUAUUUAGUAUCUGUAGUCUAUACAGUACAUUGUAUAAAGUUUUUAUAUUGUAAGAGAAGAAAAAUGGUUUCCUGUGAGUUUCCACGUUGGGCAGUAACCCCUUCAAAAAUCAAGUACUGUUGUCUUGAACUGUGAUAUGAAAAUUGAUUUCAGUUUUAUAGGCAGUCCAUUAAUAAAAGUCAGAUAUCUUGUCAAAACUAGGAAGGGAGUUCCUAACAAAUAAAGCCAGUAUAUUUAAGACCUAAGCUUUUCUUGUAUAACAUUUAAUAAACUGUUUGUAAAGUUGUGACUUUUGUUAACAACACAAGUUGCAGCAUGGAUCUUGCAACUGCUCCUGUGAUUAAAGGCUUACUUGAAGAUUUAUUAUAGUUAUGUCGCACUAAAGUAAGACUCUUAUUCACUUGUUUCAAUAACAUUAAAAAAAAUUUAAAAACCAAGAAAAA
Molecule: messenger RNA, 1061 nt
Organism: Stegostoma tigrinum
Lineage: Eukaryota; Metazoa; Chordata; Chondrichthyes; Orectolobiformes; Stegostomatidae
Gene: nenf
Product: neudesin neurotrophic factor
Exons: 4
Coding region: 64-567 (167 amino acids)
Cellular component (GO): membrane; endomembrane system
Source: RefSeq, a predicted model, not a curated record